UCUGACCCCGAGUCCCGACGGCAGGAAGCGGCACACGCCCGGGCCCUGCGGGGACAGGCGGCUGGCUCUUCCCGACUGUGGAGAGCCGGGCCUCCGCCCUCUGGUGGGGCUUUUCACUGGGUCGGCCACGUCUUCGUUGUGCAUGUUCCUUGAACUUUUGGUCCGUUAACCAGCAAUUAGACACUCACCGAGUGCCCGCUAUAUGCCAAGUGCUAGGAGCUGGGGGGCAAUCGCAGUAAGAUGCGUUCUGGGCCCGCCGCAGGUCCCGGCUACCAACAUCCCAGUACAUCUACGUGCCUCCGGCAAGACGUCCGCCAGUAUUUGUUGAAUACCAGCCUUUAAGGUCAACAUGGAUGAAGCUUCGCCAGGCCCUGCUCCUGAGAAUGGAGACAGCCUUGUGAAAGUGAAGGAGGAAGAUCCCACAUGGGAGCAGAUGUGCAGCUCACAGGAGAGCAGCUCCCACACUCUGGAGCUUUGCCGCCUGCGCUUCCGGCGGUUCUGCUACCAGGAGGUAACCGGGCCCCGGGAGGCUCUGGCCCAGCUCCAAGAACUUUGCCAUCAAUGGCUGCGGCCGGAGACCCACACCAAGGAGCGGAUCCUGGAGCUGCUGGUGCUGGAGCAGUUCCUGACCAUCCUGCCUGAGGAGCUCCAGGCCUGGGUGCAGGCGUAUCCUCUGGAGAGCGGGGAGGAUGCAGUGACAGUGCUGGAGAAUCUAGAGAAAGACACAGGAGACUCAGGACAGCAGGUUUCUGUCUACACUCAGGGACAGGACAUGCACCUACCGGUGACAGAAUAUCAAGGAACCUCUUUGGAGUGUCAGAGGCCCCAGCUACUGCCUGGGGUAACCACCUUGAAGUGUGAGCCCCCAGAGCCCCGACAAGAGGUCGCCCAAGAAGUGAGUGGGCCCGCUCCCCAGGGACCAGCCCCUCCCCAGGAAGAGAAUCCCAGAGACCAGGCAGCAGUACCGGGGUCUAACUCAGCGAGGUCCCAGACAUCAGUGAAGACUGAGGAAGCAGCAGCCCAAGCCCUUGUCCCAGAGGAGUGGCCACAUCUGAGUCUGGCCCAGAGGAACAUCUAUGGAAACUCGGCUCAGGAGAAGGUUACAAACAUCAGUCUGAUGGCUGAAGAAGUUGUAACUAAAGAUGGAUUGUUUAACACAAAGCAAGAAACUUCUGAAGAAAUGGAACGAGGUGCUGAGGUCUCAGGAAUACCCAACAGAGAUUGUGUACCCCAGGCCCCUUGUAGUACCCCUGUUCCUGCUGAAAGGACAGUUGCACAUUGGAACACUCUGAAGGACCGUCACCCUGCUGACAUGUGGACUCGGAUGCACAUCUCAUCCCUGGAAUACGCUGCAGGAGACAUUACCCGAAAAGGGAGAAAAAAAGACAAAGCUCGAGUGAGUGAACUGCUCCAAGGACUCACAUUUUCUGGUGAUUCAGAUGUGGAAGAGGAUGACGAGCCUGAGACUCAGCCUGCUCCAAAAAGACCAAAGGUGUCAAGCGUCCCAGAGAAGCACUGGACCAAAAGAGACAUUAAACCCAACUUUCCAAGCUGGUCAGCACUGGAUUCUGGACUUUUGAAUCUCAAGAGUGAAAAGUUGAACCCAGUGGAGCUCUUUGAGUUAUUUUUUGAUGAUGAAACAGUCAACUUGAUUGUCAGUGAAACCAAUAAUUAUGCUUCUCAGAAAAAUGUCAACUUGGAAGUCACAGUUCAGGAAAUGAGGUGUGUGCUUGGUGUCCUGCUUUUGAGUGGCCUUGUGAGGCGUCCCAGAAGGGGAAUGUAUUGGGAAAUGUCUGAUGCCGAUCAGAACCUGGUUAGAGAUGCAAUCAGAAGGGACAGAUUUGAAUUGAUUUUCUCAUACCUGCAUUUUGCAGAUAAUAGCCACCUAGAUCAAAAUGAUAAGUUUACAAAAUUGAGGCCUCUCAUAAAGCAAAUGAAUAAAAAUUUUCUCCUGUAUGCUCCCCUCGAAGAAUACUAUUGUUUUGAUAAGACAAUGUGUGAGUGCUUUGAUAGUGACCAAUUCCUGAAUGGGAAACCUAUUAGAAUUGGCUAUAAAGUCUGGUGUGGUACAACCACACAGGGUUAUCUGGUUUGGUUUGAGCCCUAUCAAGAAGAGUCAACUAUGAUGGCAGGUAAAGAUCUUGAUCUUGGUUUAGGUGGAAAUCUAGUGAUGAAUUUUGCUGAUGUUCUUUUAGAGAGAGGUCAAUAUCCCUACCAUCUGUGUUUUGAUAGCUUCUUUACAAGUGUCAAAUUGAUGUCAGCCUUGAAGAAGAAAGGGGUGAGGGCAACAGGAACAAUUCGUGAGAACAGGACUGAAAAAUGUCCCCUGAUGAGUGCAGAACAUACGAAAAAAAUGAAGAAGGGGUAUUUCGAUUUCCGAGUAGAAGAAAAUGAUGAGAUAAUUUUGUGUCGUUGGCAUGGUGAUGGUAUUAUCAGUCUGUGCUCCAACGCUGUUGGCAUAGAGCCAGUCAAUGAGAUAUGUUGUUUUGCCGAUGACAAGGAGAUCCCUCAGAUAAGUCAACCUUCCAUAGUGAAACUGUAUGAUGAAUGCAGGGAAGGCGUAGCUAAAAUGGAACAGAUCAUUUCCAAAUAUAGGGUGAGAAUAAGAGGCAAGAAAUGGUACUCAGUUUUGGUGAGCUACAUGAUUGAUGUAGCCAUGAGCAAUGCAUGGCACCUGCACAGAGCCUGUAAUCCAGGUGCUUCUCUAGAACUCGGGGAUUUUCGGAGAGAUGUUGCCCAUUUCUACUUGGCGCAUAAUGCAAAUAUGUCAGAUUAAGGCAGGUAAAACAGGUACAAUGUAGACAUUAGUAAGACACAGAAAAAUCACAACUACACAUCAGAUUGUACCCAAAGCAAACCUGAUGUAUGUAUACAAUGAAAUUAUUAAUUAAAUGACUAAUAUUUCUUUUAAAAAAUCUAUGUAGAGUUUCAAAAACUGUUAUAACAAUGUUAAAAAUUAUCUGUAAAAAUGUUGAAAUCUAUUGGUAUCUUUUUCUAUGUCUAAUUUUGAUAUCAAACGUGGGAAAUCCUUUAUUAGUUGAAUUGAUUAAUUUGUGCAUUUAAAGAAUGAAAUCCUG
This is a messenger RNA of Balaenoptera musculus (blue whale), 3077 nucleotides long. RefSeq names its product piggyBac transposable element derived 1 (gene PGBD1). Bases 350 to 2776 code for a protein of 808 amino acids. The transcript has 7 exons. The record is from RefSeq and is a predicted model, not a curated record. Lineage: Eukaryota; Metazoa; Chordata; Mammalia; Artiodactyla; Balaenopteridae. Gene Ontology annotation, molecular function: sequence-specific DNA binding.